UACUCUGCACCGUUCUUCUGUCUCAUCAGCUUCGAUCCAAACCCGCUUAGGAGAAACACAUUCUGGACUUUGAGCAUUGGUGGGACCUUUAUCUGGAUCAGCGUGUACGGGAUCAACCAGGCCCAGGUUCAGAGAUACAUCUCCUGCAAGAGCGUGACUCAAGCUCGACUCUCUUUGUACAUCAACUUGUUGGGUCUGUGGUCCGUUCUGCUGUCCUCCGUGUUUGCUGGAAUGUGUCUUUACUCGGUCUAUAAAAGAUGCGACCCGUGGACCACAGGACUGAUCUCUGCUCCAGAUCAGCUGAUGCCGUAUCUGGUGAUGGACAUCCUGGGAGAUUACCCAGGUCUGCCUGGACUCUUUGUUGCAGCUGCAUACAGUGGCUCUCUAAGCACAGUGUCCUCCAGUAUCAAUGCUCUGGCUGCAGUGACCAUCGAGGACCUCAUCAAACCUCACACAAACUUAUCUGAGAAGCAGCUCUCCUGGUUGUCCAAAGGGAUGAGUCUUCUGUUUGGAGUUUUGUGCAUUGGCAUGGCUGGGCUGGCCUCACUCAUGGGGGGGAUCUUGCAGGCGACUAUCAGUAUCUUUGGGGUCAUUGGAGGUCCUUUACUGGGUUUAUUCACGCUGGGCAUCCUCUGUCCGUUUGCAAACUCUAAAGGAGCUCUGUCAGGUCUCGUGUCAGGACUCGCCCUGUCUCUUUGGGUGGGCAUUGGAGCUCAGAUUUACCCUCCCUCAGCGGAGAUGAGUCGACCUUUGCCUCUGAACACUGAGGGCUGCAACUUCACCUUAACAAACAACCUGAGCUUGGCCUCUUUCCCAGAACAACUAAACUUCAGCACAACCCCGAUCCACACCAGUCACAGGCCUUUGCUGGCAGACUGGUACUCCCUGUCCUACCUGUACUUCAGUCCUGUUGGAACCAUAACAGCCAUCUUUGUAGGACUGAUCGUCAGCAUUUUAACAGGAGGACAUAAACUUCAGGUGGAACCGAAGCUUAUGCUACUGAAAGAAGACACAACUUUCUACCAUCUCAUUAAACUUUUUGAAGGAGGAGUAAAGAAACGCAGUGGUAAACUGAACCUGAAAAACCAGGAGAAGAAAUCUGGAAAUACUAAUCCUGCUUUUGUUGAUUUUGAGCUGGAUUUAACAAAAAUCAGCUCCAGAGAAUAAAAACGGAAUUUGUUGUAUUUGUGCCUUGAAUAUAUAAAUGUUAUGUUAUUGAGCCAAACAUAGAAAAGUAAUUAGUAGCAGUGCUGAUACGAUUUAAGUAAAUUGAAUAUAAAGAAAAUUGUGUUUUUAUGUUAACAUUUCUGAAACAGAUCAAGUAUUGCUAAAUGCAAUGAUCAUACAAUAAAUGAAAAAUGACAGAGUAUUAAGUUCAAACAGGAAGUUUGUCGUCUUCUUUGGUCUAAAACCAUAUUUGAGCUUUAUUUGGACAACAAUGAAAAGUUAAAAACAAAAUAUAAAGGCUUUGCAAAUAAGGAAUCUAAAAUAGUCUUCAAAGACCUGAGGUUAUCACAGUAAGAACGCAUGGCGGGUGCUGGGGGAUCUUGGCUGCAGCUGCUGCCCCGGCGGGGGGUCUUGGCGUGGGGAUGGCCGGGCGCUCUCCC
This is a messenger RNA of Oryzias melastigma (Indian medaka), 1607 nucleotides long. RefSeq names its product sodium-coupled monocarboxylate transporter 1-like. Gene Ontology annotation, molecular function: organic acid:sodium symporter activity. NCBI's taxonomy places the organism in Eukaryota, Metazoa, Chordata, Actinopteri, Beloniformes, Adrianichthyidae. Gene Ontology annotation, biological process: sodium ion transport; propanoate transmembrane transport. Gene Ontology annotation, cellular component: membrane. The record is from RefSeq and is a predicted model, not a curated record.